AUGUGGGGAGCGGCAGGCCGAACGAAUGCGCAGAAGAUUCAGACCAUAUUCAACAAGUUUGUGGGCGGCUCGGCGCGCAGCGAUGGCGUGGUGGUGGACGAGGCGGAGCUGCAGCGGCACCAGCAGCUGGAGCGGCUCUACAACACGACAAAGUCUGCCAAGCACUUUCAGCGAGAGAUGGUGAAGGGCAUCGAGGGCAUUAUCAAUGCGAAUCUGAAGCACAUUGAAUCCAUUGCGAAGCUAUCAGAAGAGUGCCGCAAGUACGGCGCGCCGGAGAGUCCGGGCGGCAGCACCGUGCUGGGCCGGGCGGCGCUGCAUUUCGGGGCGGCACACUCGGCAAUCGAGAAAGAGAGGGACAACAUGGACAGGACCCUUGGAACACAGGUGGGCGAUCCCCUUAAAGCCAUGGUGACGGGCGCGCCUCUGGAGGAUGCUCGCAGUCUCACCCACCGAUACGACAAGCUGCGGCAGGAGGCGGAGGGGCUGGUGGUGGAAAUUCAGAAGCGCAACCAGAAGGCCAGGGAUGGCCUGAGCAACCCUGAGAACGCCGCCAAGCUGCAGCAAGCAGAACAGAAGAUGGGCGAACUUGCAGCGACCAUGACAGUGCUGGGGAGGGAGGCGGCAACGGCGAUGAUGGCAGUGGAGGCACAGCAGCAGAGGCAGACGCUACAGCGGCUGAUUGGCAUGGUGGAGGCAGAGAGGGCUUUUCACCAGCGGUCAGUGGAAGUCCUGAACCAGCUGCACUCACAGAUGGUGGGGGAGAGGCAGAAGAACGAUCACAGUGGGAACAGCAGCGCUGCUGCUGCAGCUCCCACCCCUGCUGGUCCAGGCAGCACCAACCCGUUUGCAGGCUCGGCCGAGCCUCCGCCGCCGAGCUACGAGGAGGUUCGGGGAGGGGGAGGGCCGACCGGCGGCGGAUCGAACCGGGCGGGUUAUUUUCUUGCAGAGGUGGUGCAUGCAUUUGACGCAGAGGGUCCGGGGGAGAUGUCUCUGAGUGUGGGUGACUACGUGGUUGUCAGACAGGUGUCGCCCAACGGUUGGUCGGAGGGUGAGGCGAAAGGCAAGGCUGGGUGGUUUCCUUCGGCCUUUGUGGAACGCAGGCAGAGAGCCCCAGCAAGUAAAAUCCUGGAAGCUUCCGGAGGCCUUUAG
Molecule: messenger RNA, 1149 nt
Organism: Closterium sp. Naga37s-1
Lineage: Eukaryota; Viridiplantae; Streptophyta; Zygnematophyceae; Desmidiales; Closteriaceae
Source: the annotation of a GenBank genome assembly